Owenia fusiformis is the source of this 3339-nucleotide messenger RNA. NCBI's taxonomy places the organism in Eukaryota, Metazoa, Annelida, Polychaeta, Sabellida, Oweniidae. The record is from the annotation of a GenBank genome assembly.
CGGCUAUAUUGUCGUGGAGGAAAUUUGAACAUCUCCAAAGUGCAUUUGAUGAUCUUAUAAAGCAUAUUUAGCAUCAAGUUCUCCAGGCAGUUUAUCCUCUUUACCUAAAAUCCCCGCGGGGUCUAGAGGCAUGGCGGCCCAAGAGGCUAAUAUCCCCAAGCCAAUGGAGCUAGGCAAACAGAUCAGUGCUGCUCUCAUGAAGCAAACCACUUCGUCACUGUCAACACCUACCGCAGAGUCAAAUGCUGCUACUGCAUUAGCAAGUCUCAGUUCAUCUUCAACUAUAACAAGCACAUCAAGUGGUUCCUCUACAACCUCAACAAAGCCUACUCCUCAAGCAAACAUAACCAAGUCUGCAGCUAAUCAAAUCUCAUUGGCUUCCUCACCUGGAUUAAUGACUAAUUCAACCAUAAAACCAGGAAUGCCAAUAUUAUUCCCGAUUAAACCAAAUGUUCCUUUAAUCUUACCAAAAGCUGCACCAAAUAUGACAUAUCAGAUCAUUAAAACUUUACCAAAUCCUGCCACCACUAUUGUAGUGCCUCGCACUAUAUUACCAAAGUCUCGUGAUCCUAAGGUGGAUAUAAGAAUGGUCACUCAAGCAUCUGUGUCGGAUAUUAUCAGGGAUCAUACCUUUACAACCAAGGUGAAAUCUAAACCAAUAGUUAAGCAAGAACCUGUGGAUAAUAGUGGGGAGACUACCCAGACAUCACCAACCAAAGCUACUCCAAGUGAUGUACCAAAACCCCCCAAAGGACUUACAGAAUUAGGCAAACAGAUUAGCCAAGCUAUAGCCAAGCAAGGUAUAAAAUUGCCCUCUAGUACAGGAUCCCAGGCAGCCCAGGUGUCUCCACCAGAUGGCUCUGUAAAAACUGAGCCCACAGAAAACUCCAGCGUCAAAAAGCCUCCAACAGUUAAGCAAUUGCUUGAUAAUAACACAUCAAAGAUCAUCAUUCUAGAACCUAAUAAAGCCCCUACAACUAUAACCUUCACGAAUAUCACACUGCCUAAGCGUGCAAAGAUGGUUAAGUUUUUCCAGAAGGGAAUCAAUGAUCUCAACCCAGAGCAGUCUAAACCAGUGGGGGAUUCAAAAAUCAUAAUCUUACAGCCAAAUAAGGAUGCCACAACUCUAACUCUGUCCGAUUGUGUAAUACCAAGUAAGCGAGAGAUACUUGACUUCUUUGGAAAUGAAGUGGGAAGUGGAGGAAGGAAACGAGGGAGAAAAAGAGGAAUAACCCACAAGCUCUGGCCCACUAAGAGUCCCACUAAGAACCAGGAUACAGUACCCGAGAAGAAGGCAAAGCCAGGGGAAGAACUGGUUGUGUUUCAGUCUAAGGAGAAGGAUAAAUUGUCCUUAGAAAUUGAGAAGUACAUUAGACCAUGCUUCCAAUGCACUUUAUGUCCCCUGUCUGCACCUGGCAGUGUUAGUACUUCAGUAGAGAAGAUCAAGGAACACAUAAUAGACUCCCAUACAGAAAUAUUUGGGGCAGCUAAGGAAAAAUUAAUGAAGGACUCUAAGUUUGAUGAGAGAACAUUCUGGGCAUCAUUCACAGCAAAACGUAUGAAAUAUCUGAGGAAGAAAAAUCAACGAAACGUUCGAAAACAAAAAAAGAGGAAACCAAGCAGUAAUUUGAUUGUACCCACAGUAACAUCUAAAGCCAUUACUCCAAUUGCCAAAAGUUUAGCUCCGAAUCAAAAGCUGAAACCAACUAUAUUCUUUGUACCUAAAAGUGCAACUGAUAAGUCCCCAGCUGAUACCUUAAAGAAUCUUGCUGACAUAAGCACUAAGGCUUUAAGUAAGGGAAAUGCUUCCUUGGAGGAAAUCACCCAGGAACUGUACUCGGAUCCAGAGCUUGGAAAUGCAAUUAAAGGCUUGUUGGACACUAAACCCCCCUCUGAUUAUGAUGAUAACUAUGAUGAAGAUGACGACUCUGCAAUGGAGGAUGAUGAUGAGGAGGAACAUGACGAUGAAUUCACUGAGUACAAACCGAAAAAGAAAGGAAGUGAGUUUAAGAUAACAUGUUGCGGGAUGACUUUUGAUGCUGGUAGUAAAGGAGAACAUGAUCGAAUUCACCAUCGUUUCAAAUCGAAGAUAAAGUGUACACAAUGUAGCGAUGCCUACUUUGAUAGCUUACAGUCUCUGCGUCCACAUUUAUGGAGCCAUCAUAAUGUGAAAUGCCAAGACUUGGAUGCUUUAAAAACAUUCACAGGGACUAUGUAUGUGUACAUCUGUUCAACAUGCAAUUAUGCAGCCAAAACCAGAUUGGAGGUGAAUGAACAUGUGCGGAAUGAACAUGAAGAGUCAUUAUGUGAUAUAUGUGGUGUGAGUUGUAAAACCAAAACAGCAAUGUACAAUCAUAAAAAGACUCAUGAGGAAGCGAGAGAAGAAAACUUUUGCAGGGAAUGUAACAAGCAGUUGUCAUCAAAGAAAGCCUUUAAGGCACAUAAUGAUCGAGUUCAUUUGAAAAUGAGGCCACAUAAAUGUAAGGAGUGUGGGGAGUUCUUCUAUGCUCCUCGACUGCUUGUUGUCCAUAUGCGUAGUCACACUGGGGAGCGGCCAUUUAAGUGUGGUCUUUGCGGGAAAGGUUUCACGGCUAAAACAUAUGCUGUGGCACAUCACAAGCGUUGUGUAGAAAAUAAUGUCAAAAAUAAUCAAGGUCCACAAAAUGCACGUAACCAAGAUGUAUAUUACGAGAAGGUGGGUGGUGGUAAUAAAAAUAAUCAUCACAUGAAUCCCAUCCCUCAGCAGACUAUAAAUCAACCACAAAUGGCACGAAUGCCUGAGCCUCCUACGCAAAUUACCCGUACCCCUGACCCCCCACCCCCUCAACCUAUGCCUAUCCCCCGCAGUACAGACGUGUACUACGAGUCAGGGUAUGGUUAUUCUGGCCCUGCUAAUCAACCUGUAUAUGAACCUCGUUACACAAAUACACAGACCUACCAUCCCCCUAUUCAUCCCCACCACCAACAUCCCGGUAAGGGUAAGAAAUAUCUUAACAUUUAGUUUUGGCAUCAGGAUUGUCAUAUAGAAAAACAAGUGAUGACAUUCUGUUAAAAAAUGGCUAAGGGUAGGAAUGGUGUCCAAAUGUCGUCUACCUGAUGAUAUUUCACUUCACAGAUAAACCAUCGAGGGUGAAUAGGAUAGAGAUUUAGCUAAAGUGAGUUUAUCAUGGAAGGGUUGAAUUAUUUUAGGGUAAUACAACUGCAAACCAGGUUGUAGUCUCAUAGAUUAUCAAACCAGUGCUUGAUAAUCUCAAAGAUUUGAUGUGCUGCCAGUAUGUCAUAACAUAUAUUAUUUGUGUAAUGUCAAUUUAAAGGGGGAAUCAGAUCUAGUGAGCAGCC